GUGUUCGUACAUUUUUGCUGGGACCAUUAAUACAAUACUGUAAUCUUACUCCCAGAUUUUUGUGCCAGUAACAUGGAUUGUAUUAUAUGGUAUACGAAUGACAAUCCAAGGGACCUGGCUGAAAACUAAGCGCUUUGCAUGAAAGGCUUGAAUUUAAUUAACAAUGUUUUAAUUUACUUUUUUAAAGUUCAUAUAUAUUGUCUAUUCUUAAGUUCAAAUAAUUAGAGCCUCGAAUUGUGUUCUAAAAGCAUUACGAUAUUAACCUUUGCUACUGCUACGCCCAAGCACGGACCUAUAAACCGUAUAGGUCCGCUGCUCAAGUGAUGUCGACAGAAAACAGGUCUACAUCAUGUAUAACGGAUAUGAGGGAGGAGUAGCAACCACAGAGAACAACAACAUCUCGUGCAAGGGAAAGAAGCGGCGACUAAGCGGCGAUAUGGACACUGGCACGGACAACUGGAUGAAUAGAGGUCGCUCGUUUCUGCCGGUGCGGGGCGGAAGUGACGUGUUCAGCACAGAGGAGUGGAAGGCGACGGGGACCUCGCUGUUCCGGCCGCUGAAGCAGGACUUGUACAUCAACAUCCACAAGUAUGACCAGAUCAGCGCCGCACAGGGUUCGUUCUUCACCGCCGACGAGGAAGGAAGCUUCAGUCAGUCGCUUGUCGGCCAUGUUGUCCACCUGUGGCGGUAUGACAAACACCAACGAAACUAUUACAUUGCUCUGUCCUUCUUGUUUACAAAUCACCAGGAGUUUUUACGAGUUCAGUCAUUCCUUCAGCAAGUUUGAGCGGACUUUUCUCAUUGUGAACAUGUUGCUACUUGGUAAGAUUUUAGAACGCCAGUAACAGACAUGCCCGAUGCCAGUAUGUGUCAGGUUGUAUAUGUAAUCAAUGACACUUUCAGUGGAUGUCCAAAUUAGCUCAAGCCCGUUUUUUCUGUAUGCCAAGUAGUGUAAGAAUUCGGGCAAGUUCACCCAAUGACUACACUCCACGACACGAAAGGAAUGAUACGAUUUCAAACUUAUAAUAAGGGACUUGUUUUGAAAUGUUUGAUGUCUGUGCCAUUGCGAAAAGUCAUGAACCAGUACACGGUGUCCUUUUGUAAACUGAAACGCCACGGAACUCGGGAGAUAUUUCAGAUUUUACCAAGUGACACAAACAUCCUGUUACAGAGAUUUCGCCAGCCUUCCAAUUUUACCAACGAGUUAACUCUUCCACGUGAAAUGUGUUACUCCAUUUUUACAUCCAAGUGAAAUGUUUAGCCCUAUUUUUAAGAACGGGUCGAAUGUGUAGCCCCGUUUUUACGAUCGUUCGAUUCGAAAACAAACUAUGCCUUUUACAGGCGUUCUUUGAACUUAUUCUUCGAUAUAAACGCUAUCAGUUGCUUGUUCUAGCCUUUGACACAUUUAUACAUAAGAAUUGCAAGGAAUUUUUAGACAUGUACACAUUGUAAAUUUUGUAAAUGUUAUGCGAUGCUCAUCUUUGUCUUAUUGAUAUUGUUUAAUUAUAAUUGUUGAAAUUUUGUAGUUGCAUACGUUUUGUAAAGUAAUUAAAGAUUAAAGACU
This is a messenger RNA of Mya arenaria, 1564 nucleotides long. RefSeq lists its product as uncharacterized. The transcript is spliced from 5 exons. Bases 350 to 787 code for a protein of 145 amino acids. The record is from RefSeq and is a predicted model, not a curated record. Lineage: Eukaryota; Metazoa; Mollusca; Bivalvia; Myida; Myidae.